AUGCACCAAUACAAGUAUGUCUGGGUUCGGAAUGCCACUAUUUUGGUGCGCGAGCAAGAUGGUGAUACUGCUUUUGCUAUCCGCACAGAUGAUGAUCUUCGUAAGAUUAAAAGCCGUACUAAAGGUGAUGCCGCACAAUACAACUACGUAGUGAAUACCAAAAAUAAAAUACUUGAUUUAUGCAUAUCAAACCGCUCGUGUAAGAUAUCGGCCGCUUUAAGUCCCCUACUUCCUGUUGACGCAUAUCAUCCACCCUUUGUUUGUGAUAUAGCUCUCAAUGCUGAUAUUGUUCCAAUGAAAAAGCGGACGCUUCAAAGGUACAAUUUUUAUAAGUCCGACUACACGCACAUCAACCGCAAAAUAGAGUCCACUGACUGGGAUGAAAUACUUACUCCACUGGGAUCUGAAGAAGCACUUAGCGCAUUUUACGGAAUCAUUGACGAAAUUAUCAAACAACACACGCCAUUUGUUGGCUCCAGAACCUCUGCUUUUCCUGUCUGGUUUUCGAAAUCUCUAAUUAGCACAUUUAGAAAAAAACGUAAAGCUUGGGUGAAAUGGAAGAAAUAUAACAACAUAUCAGACUAUGAGAUAUUUUCCCAGUAUAGAAAGCUAUUUAAGGAUGUGUGCAAUAAAUGUUUUUCUAAAUAUAUUGGAUCGGUCGAGGAUAGCAUACGCAAAAAUAUUAAGGAUUUCUGGAUAUACAUCUCUAAUCGUCGUGACAAACCUGGAAUACCAGCUAAGGUUGAAUAUAAUGAUGAUGUUUCAAGUGAUCCACAAACAAUAUGCAACAUGUUUUCUGAAUUCUUCUCUUCCGUUUACGAACCGCCCUCACCUACACUAUCGCAGUGGAGACCACCUGCCGAUUCAGCAUCCCAUGACACUACUAUUACUAAUCUUCAUUUUGAAGUAGAAAAG
Messenger RNA from Parnassius apollo (apollo), 915 nucleotides. The record is from the annotation of a GenBank genome assembly. Lineage: Eukaryota; Metazoa; Arthropoda; Insecta; Lepidoptera; Papilionidae.